Messenger RNA from Morus notabilis, 1552 nucleotides. RefSeq lists its product as uncharacterized. The transcript has a single exon. The record is from RefSeq and is a predicted model, not a curated record. Gene Ontology annotation, cellular component: extracellular region. Gene Ontology annotation, biological process: defense response. The coding region runs from base 48 to 1391 and encodes 447 amino acids. NCBI's taxonomy places the organism in Eukaryota, Viridiplantae, Streptophyta, Magnoliopsida, Rosales, Moraceae.
AAAAUUUUUGCGAGAAAGGAAAAAGAAAAAUCACGCCUACAAUAUCAAUGGGCUUAUUCCGAAAUCUCACCGGCAUCUUCACCGUCGUAUUAAUUCUGACUCUCUUUUUUGCCUCCUCCAAUGCAAUCCAAAUAAAGAUCCUCAACAACUGCUCCUACACGGUCUGGGCCGCCGCCAACCCCGGCGGGGGAAGGCAGUUAAACCAGGGCCAAACAUGGACUCUCACCAAUGUAAACGGUGCAGGCCGCAUUUGGGGCCGAACCAACUGUGCUUUCGACCGCGAUGGACGCGGAAAAUGCGAGAGCGGCGACUGCGACGGGCGUCUCGAAUGCAGAUCUAAUGGCAGAGCCCCCAACACCAUCGCUGAGUAUGCGCUAGAUCAAUCAAACGACAACGAUAUUGUCGGCGUCUCGGUAGUCGAGGGGUUCAACAUUCCGGUAGGAUUCAGUAAUUUAACUGGGUCCUGCUCUAGUCGAGAGAGCAAAUGCACGGGGGACGUAAACGGAGCGUGUCCGAUGGAGUUGAGAGAUCCCGGCGGGUGCAACAACCCCUGCACAGUGUUUAACAACAACCAGUUUUGCUGCACUUCGAGGAAUAUCUGUGAGGCGACAAGUUAUUCCAAAAUUUUCAAGGAUCUAUGUCCGUACGCGUCUACAUAUCCUUCCGAUGAUGAUGGAAAAAGUAUUUGCCCAACUGGGAUUGACUACAGUGUCGUUUUUUGCCCUUCAAGCUCAAGCAAAGAAGUGGCCAGAAGUCCUCCCAGCAAUCCCAGCCGUGAUAGUGGCGUCCUUUUCAAAAUCCUGAAUAACUGCCGCUACACAGUCUGGGCCGCCGCCUCACCCGGCGGUGGCAGGCAGUUGGACUCCGGCAAGACAUGGACCAUCAACGUCAACCCGGGCACAAGCAGUGCCCGAAUAUGGGCCCGAACAGGCUGCAGCUUCGAUGGGGCGGGGCGCGGUAGGUGCCAGACGGGCGACUGCGGCGGCAUCCUCGAGUGCCAAGGCUACGGCCAGGCUCCCAACACCCUGGCGGAGUUCACGCUGAGCGGAUUCAGCAACUUGGACUACAUCGACAUCUCGGUCAUCGACGGGUUCAAUGUGCCGAUGGAGUUAAGCCCCAUGUCUGGCGGGUGCAACCGCGUGAUCCAGUGCACCGCCGACAUCAUCGAACAGUGUCCCGCCGCGUUGAGGGUCGACGAUGGUUGCAAUGGCGCUUGUGCCGUCUUUAAGACCGACCAGUAUUGUUGUACUUCUGGAAACUGUGGGCCCACAAAUUACUCUAAGUAUUUCAAGGAUCGGUGUCCUGAUGCUUAUAGCUACCCUAAGGAUGACGCCACCAGCUUAUUCACUUGUCCUUCUGGGGCCAACUAUAAGGUCGUGUUCUGCCCUUGAUCAAGUUAUAAUGCUUGCAUGGAAUCCUUUGUAUGCAGAUUGUACUAUAUAUACUAAUAUCAUAUCAUAUAUAAAUAAUUUGCAUGCAGAUUGUACUAUAUAUACUAAUAUCAUAUCAUAUAUAAAUAAAUGUACUAUCUCCUACCAGCUGAGAUAAACCA